Cryptomeria japonica (Japanese cedar) is the source of this 3550-nucleotide messenger RNA. RefSeq lists its product as uncharacterized. Bases 127 to 2679 code for a protein of 850 amino acids. The transcript has 13 exons. The record is from RefSeq and is a predicted model, not a curated record. NCBI's taxonomy places the organism in Eukaryota, Viridiplantae, Streptophyta, Pinopsida, Cupressales, Cupressaceae. Gene Ontology annotation, molecular function: protein binding.
ACGGUAAGACGCCAUUGCAUAAAGCAGCUGCCAUCGGUGAUGUAGAUACUAUGUGGACUCUGCUAGAAAGGGUUUCUCUCUUGGACCAGAGGGACACUCUCCUGGAAGAGAAGAAUACUCUAUUGGAUGAGAGAGUAUGUAUUGGUCGCUCUUCUGGACACUCUCGUGGACAAGAGAGUAUCUCUUGUGGACUCUCUCGUGGACACUCUUCUGGACACGCUCAAGAAGAAGAGGGAGUCUUCUCUGGACGAGAGUGAAAAAGAAAUUGUGGAAAAACUCUUGAUGGACAAAGAAAUCGUGAAACAGAUCGUGAAAGAAAUUGUGAAAGAGCACGAAGAAAGGACGAGAAAAAGUAUUCGUCAGCCCGAUUUCUUCGGCCAAACGGCUCUCCUCGAAGCAGUAAGGAGGGGUCACUGUGAAGCCGUACGGUACCUGUUAGAUAAGGGAUCUAGGCCUCUCUUUGAACGAAACUCUGAAGGGAAAACUGCACUUUACUAUUCUGUGCAUAUUGCAGACAAACAAGCGGCGAUUCAGAUGGCUGAGAUACUGUUGAAUCAUUAUACAUCUCGCGAAGAGAGGUUGCUUCUGCUUUGGGCGUCGGCUAUAGGCAUGGGUACAGCAGAACAAAGUGCAGAAUCCUCACCAGAACUUCACAAUUUUCUCAUGCAGCAAAGAGAACUCGCCGCUGGAAGCUCAAGUGACUUGCUAUUUAGCGCGAUUAAACUAGGGUAUGAGGCAUUAGCAUGGGAAUUUAUCGAUAGAGGUGCAAACACUAGUCAGAUAGACAACCUCGCCGACCGUGAUUUAUCGGAUGUUGAGCGAGAGCGAUUCAAUAAGUUUCUGACAGCUCUUAAGCUUGGAGGUGUGCAUGUAAAGAAUGUAAUAGAAGGGGACCCAGACCAACCAACUAUCCACGAUAGCGUCGGAAGAAGAGUUUUUGCAGAGGGCCUGGCUGCACUUUUUCUAAAUCCAUAUGUUAAGUCACCUGUGACUGUGGGCAUCUCAGGUGAAUGGGGAAUUGGCAAGUCCAGUUUAAUGUUGCAGACUGAAAUGAUUUUGAUACAAGCGGCAGCUCAGCAAGCGUUUCCAAAUAUUCUACCAAUCGAGGAUUUUCCACAACAGUUCAAGCUAACUCGGAAAGAUAGAAAAAAAUACAAUAAAGUUAGGGAUGGAGUGAAAGCUUUAUUGGCAGCCACUAGAACAGAUAACAUUGUUGGUGAUCCACUUGUCUAUUUUCUUGACAAUUAUCAAGACAAAUACCACCAAGUUUAUAAAUCAUUAGCACUCAUGGAACGCGGUGAGAUGGAUAAAACGUUAGAUUCAAGUGCCAACCUGCACAAGAUUCCUAAUGUUCUAACUGUUCGCUAUAACGCAUGGCAUUACCGGAAUGAGUUAGAAGCGUGGGCAGGCUUGGCUGUUACAAUAACAAAGGCGAUGGAAGAAUCAAUGACAGAGUCCCAGAGAAUUAGGUCUCGCUGGCGAUACACAAAGAAUGAACGAGGAGGCGAAAUACUUCUACAAUUUCUUUUGCCGUGCAUCCUUGCUCUUUUUCUUUCGGGUUUGGCUACUUGGACAGUCUGGAUGUUGUUAAGAAGAUCAAAGCACAGUGAUCUCGAAGGCUUAAAAUAUGGAUCGAUAGCUAUAACUCUAGUAGUAAUUUUUUGGACUGUAAUGAGACAGUUGCUUUCUGUUUUUAAACCUGUCACUGUUCAAGUUAUGAAAUAUAUUCAUCUGCCUGACCAUAGCACAAAUCUCGGUUAUCAGCAUCAAGUCAUAUCUGACAUCAAAUUCUUAAAAGAACAAAUUUGUGAAAAACCUUCUUUGCUUUGGAAAUUCCUUGCUGGCAAUUGGCUAUGGGGUGACACUGUCAAAGGCACGUCCAUUCCGAAGUCACAUCCGCCUUCCAAAAAUGAUCUUCGCAUGAUUGUCUUUGUUGACGAUUUAGAUAGGUGCGAAGACACCGUCAUUUUAAAGGUACUCUCUGCAGUUAAUUUGGUCUUAGCGGUUUGCGACAUCAACGUGAUUCUUGGAAUGGACAAAAAAAUGAUCUCAAGAGCAAUAGCAAAUAAUUAUCAAAACCAAUAUCAAGACGAUAAUAAUUCAAAUGAGGUUGAUGCGGAUAAUUUGGCGGAGAAAUAUUUACGCAAGAUAAUUCAGCUAACCUUGGCCUUGCCAGAUCUUGGCAAUGAUGAAAGAAAAGAGUUUCUAAAUCAGCAGUUGGGAGAGGAGAUCAAGGAAAUUGGCAAUGACGUGACAGAGGGGAGCUCACGACCUUCACCAGGUGCUCAACUGAAUGAUCCAGAAAACCUACAUUUUCUGGUUGAUGCAGAUGGUCAGUUCAGUGAUCAAGAAAACCUUCCACAAAACUAUCCACAAACCGGCCCAGAUUCUUUAGUAGAUGUUCAACCCAGUGAUGUAGAAAACCCUCAUGAAAACCUUCUGCAAAACCAUCCACAAAGCGUCCCAGGAUCUUUAUCAGAUGCAGAUGCUCAACCCAGUGAUGUAAAAUACCCACUACAAAACCGUCCGCAAAGUGGCCUAGAGAAGCGGACGGUAAUUUUUAAAUUACUCAAUUGUUUUAGAGCAUUGAGGAGUAGGCUUUACGGAUGGAAUAAGUCAGAUCGGGAUAUGAGGAGGUCGAAACUGAAAAGCACAAUAGUAAAUAGUCGCAGUUGGUAAUGCGAAGAUAUAGCCAUGAAGAACGGCGAGCGAUAGCUUUCUUGAGCACACAAACAACAGAUGACCCACAGCUUCCUCGGGAAUGGAAAAGAUUCCUUCUAUACCACCGUCUCGCGUGGAACAUUUUUCUUAUAAGCAAGCAAGGGAAAAACUUAUCAGGAUGGCAGGUUCAGUUACUUGUAUGGACCUUCUGUUGCUGGCAAUGGAAAGACAAUGUCAACUGUAUUACGAAGGAUUGGAAGAAGCUUGUGUCUAUAAAGGAUGACACUGUAAAUGACGAGAACCCCUCAUUCAAAACUAUUGUUGAGCAUUAUGUUGACAGAAAUGUAGAACCUGAGGAAAGGCAUAAAUGGCAGUUCCUAAUUCAGAUUUUAUUCAAAUAUGAUGUCACCAUGGAGAGCAUUCAAUCUUUUGAAAAGUUUCGACUAAAUUGUGACAUUGGAUAUCCCCUUCGGCUUCCUCCAAAUGCAAUAGAGUCAAUCAGCGGCAUCUCCAACUUGGAAUCUCUCUAAGAAAUGUUGUAUUUCUUGUUAAGUGGAAGAUGAAUCAGAGUUAUUAGAACCUCAAAAAUUAUUAGUGCAAGUCCGAAAGCAAGAGCUAAGUAAUUUCAUAUUUUUCAGACAAUCAUGGCAGAUAAAUUAAUUAUCCUCUAAUACUAUUGCCCAUGCCGCCACCUACCAACAAAACUGUGUUUCCAGCCGACUACGCAUCGAGUGACUUCUAGAGGCUUCAGUCCACAUGAUUCUUGUGUUGCACUCUUUCAACUGCAAAUCAUUAAUUUUGUAACUAACUCUUAUCCAGAGUCUUCUAUGUAUCUUCUUAUAAGUUCAAUUGCAAGGGCCUAUAUUCAGUAGAGCCCAUUUAUGGGUUU